GUUCUCCUGCCCUUACGCGAGAUGGCGGCGCUUGCUUCAGCGGCUGGAGGCGGGCGGCGCUGGCGCCUGCGCGCUAACGCGGGGCGGCCCCAUUGUGCGGCGCUGAGGUAACGCCGCGGCCUCUUCUGCCGGGGAUGGAGGACGGCGGCGGGGCGGGAGCGGUGCCCGCGACCCCGGGGGCCCCCGCCGGCCUCUCGGCCUCCCAGCGCCGAGCCGAGCUGCGGCGGAGGAAGCUGCUGAUGAACUCGGAGGAGCGGAUCAACCGCAUCAUGGGCUUCCACCGGCCCGCGGCGGGCAAGGAUGACGAAAGUCACACAGAAUCAAAGCUUCAGCACGAACAAGAUAAAUCAAACUCCCUUCCCAUUCCUUCAGUUUCCAAGCGAAUUGUGCUUGGUGAUUCUGUCUGUAAUAUGGCAGGCACGGCUGACCAUGCAGGCAGCAUGGUAGACCUCAAAGGGGAUAAGGACUUGUACAGUAAAACUCCAGAGCUUGUCAAUGAGGGUACAAGUGAGCUCCGUCACCGUAAUAGAGGGGAACUGCCAUCUGAAGCUGCACCACGGCCACCUAGACAUGGAUUAGACCAGUACUUAUCCAGAUUUGAUGAAGCUCUGAAGCUGAGGAACCAGCUGAUGAAUGAGAAGCCAAGCCAAGAGAAUGGGAAUGCAGUGGAGGAGUUUGACUCUUUCCGCAUUUUUAGAUUGGUGGGAUGUGCUCUGCUUGCCAUCGCAGUCAGGGCUUUUGUGUGCAAGUACUUGUCAAUAUUUGCACCGUUUCUUACUCUGCAACUUGCUUACAUGGGACUGUCCAAGUACUUUCCAAAGUGUGAGAAGAAGGUGAAAACGACAGUAUUAACUGCUGCUCUUUUACUGUCUGGAAUCCCUGCAGAAGUGAUUAGUCGCUCCAUGGACACCUACAGCAAAAUGGGAGAUGUUUUCACAGACCUUUGUGUCUAUUUCUUUACUUUUAUCUUUUGCCAUGAACUUAUUCUGUUUUUUGGUUCUGAAGUACCAUGAUGGCUGUAGAAUUCAACGCAGUAGUUACACUAAAGCUUUCUGGACUGUAUUCCUUUAAUGUCUGACUGUGCAGACAGGUUUAAACCUUCGUUGAAAUUCUUACCUGUUGGAAUGCUUGAAAGGAGCCUUAAAUCCAGUCAUUUUGGGAAAGGAAGAGCAAGGUCCCAGACUGCCAGUUGUAUUGGUUCAGUUUAUUUAAAUACUGUGUCUGCCUGUUACAAAUGUGAAGAAUAGGAUGCAAGUGUCAGUGGAUGAUUUAUUUGGUUUAGUUAGAUGAUGCCCUUCUCAGCCUCCUUCAUAAAUAUUUACAAAGCUGCCUUUGUUCUUUCCAGUGAGAACAAAGAGAAUUCCUUUCAGCAGAACCAUAUAUAUAUAUCCAGUAUGACUAUAGCUAACAAGAACUGCUCAUUUUGUGGUGUUCCCAUUUUUUAAAGAAAGCUCCAAAUAAAAGAAAUCCCUGUAUUCUGUUGUUCAAAUUCAGAAUGUUGAACCAAGUAGCUGCUUCUGGAGAAUGUUGGUGAAACAUGCCACUUUGUUGUCCUAAUCCUUGCCUUGCUAUACAUUAUUUGUUGUGAUUGUGAUUAAUUUCAUUUGAUAAUUAUAGUGCAAAACAGCUAAGCAAAACCAACAACAAAAAAAAUCCUGUUGCUUACAAAUGUUAUUAAUCAAAAAAUAGGAAGAAACAAAAUUGUUAGUCUCACCUCUUUGUGAGUUUCCAGCAGCCUAAUCCUAGUGUAGCUCAUACAUGUGCUUUCAUUCUGAUGCUUUUUCCUUAUUUAACAGUUCAUCUCAUGAGGGGAAAGUUGUAUAUAUUGGUAACCAACCUGCAGUAUCAAAUGUUUGCUCUAGUAUAUGUAAAACUUAAAAGGCAACUAUUUUUUUUUUCUAGCUCCUUGCAGGAUUGCAUAAGACAACUUCUGAUAAGACAUUAAUUUCUGCCAUUUGUAUCUGUUUUAUUACCAGACAUUUGCAUGUAAACGGGAUCUUAACUGCAGAAGAGUUCUGCUCCUGCUGCAUAAUACUACAACCCAACCGUACACAGUCUUUGACUCAGCAGAGCUGUUUAUGUUAACUUUUUUUGUGUGUUUGUGCAAUUGCCCCAGUGAAACCACAGUAGCCAUUCCUGUUUAAAUCCUGUAUACCACAAGUGACAGUGAAAUAAAAAACGGUGCUUUGAGUUGACUCCCACAUGAAGAUCUACGUAUGAAUGGAGAAUAGCAUUUUGUAUUUUUUUCUGUGGGCGUCCAGCCACAUAGGUGAAAAGACAAAUACAGAUGAAUCCUGUUACUGGAUAAAGUAGCAAGCUAGCGAAUGCUUUUGUUUUCAAUCUCAUAUGAAUUUUGCACAGUGAGAGGAAGGAAGUGUCAUUCCAAAUAGUCAGCUUAAACGCUGAUAAUCUGUAAAAAUUUCUAUUUAAACUAAAUUUGGUAAUAUUUUCAACUUGUAGUUUUCUGUUUAGAAUCUGGAUUUUCAGGUAAUCUAGGCCAAUACCUUUUUUAGUAUAGGGAAACACCUAUUUAUUUUGGUAUUUGUCUGCAGAAAUUUUUUUAGGGAGCAGCAGUGUUUGAUUACGCCUCUUUAAAGUAAAUGGCCCUGCUUUCUGAUUACUCUUUUCUGUUAAAGCUUCCUGCUAUAACUUUAGUGCUGCAUUGCUGACUACUAAAUUAGAUAUAUGUUUGUUUGUGGCAUGAAAAUGAGAAGCUUACGUUUUGAUUUGACCAUUUUCAGGUUUUUUUACUGAUUAUUUUACAGUGAGUAUUAUGUUACAGGUGUCCAGGGCUGGGCUGCAAAAGAUUCUGACUUGGGUCUAUUAGCACAAAUAUUUAUUCAGAAGCUUUAAAUCUGUUCAUAUUAGACAGGAGUUUCAGCAAAUUGAAAUAGCUAUCAUUUAAGGUUGAGAUAUGUAAAUAAUGAGUUUGCUCAAAAGUUACGCUUGUUCUGACUAUUUAUAUGCCCAAACGUAAUAAGAAUAAAUUGCAAAAAUACUGUGUACUAA
This is a messenger RNA of Aquila chrysaetos chrysaetos, 3009 nucleotides long. It is a transcript of the gene CAMLG, whose product is annotated as calcium modulating ligand. The record is from RefSeq and is a predicted model, not a curated record. Gene Ontology annotation, biological process: tail-anchored membrane protein insertion into ER membrane. The transcript has 4 exons. Gene Ontology annotation, cellular component: GET complex. Bases 135 to 1013 code for a protein of 292 amino acids. Lineage: Eukaryota; Metazoa; Chordata; Aves; Accipitriformes; Accipitridae.